UGAAUCCUAGAUUUUCCAAUUUUACACAAAGGAGGAUCGCUAGAAUAAUGGCACCCUUAAUUUUAGUACUAAUAUUUAUUUAAUGAUGAAAGUAAUUGUUAGCGAACGAAAAGGAAAAUUAGAAAUGAGAUUUUGAGCAACUACCCAGGGAAAUCGAGAACGCGUGGUCGCGUGUGCAGUGGUCAGUGAAACCAGUAAAGUACAACACGGGAAAACGGAGGAGGGAAUAGAAAAGGAACCCUCGCUAAAAGUACAACUCUCUGAAGCGGCGCUACGACAUUUAUGAUUUAGCCGUGAGUGCAACGCUAAGCGAAAGUUUCCAAACCCUUCACCCCAAUCCCUAAUCUCUUCUCCCUCCAACCUUCUUCUGCAGUUGAUUCAAUAAAUUUGCUAUCUGUUGAUUCCGUGACAGAUAUAUCUGUCCCCGGAUUUUUCCUUCUUGUCUUUAAAAAUAAAAAAUAAAAAAAAUAUACGAUUCGAUUUGUAGAGAUUCAUUCAUUCAAUAUCGAAGAAGGGGGAGAAGGGCUUUUCUUUUUUAUUUAAUAUUAUAUUAUAUAUAUCUAGGUAUAAUACAAACCCAUUUAUUCGAUAUUUUUGGAGAGCGAAAGUGAAGGGAAAAUGUCGAAGAAGAAGGCAACGAUGACGCUGAAGGAUUUUCAUGGCGGCUCUAUUCCUUCCGAUCUCCCUCUUCCCUCUGCACCUGGCGUAACUGUGAGGCCCGUUGAUCGUGGUGGAUUUGAUAGGCAGAUGUCAUGGGGUAACUCAGCAGGAAGGUCUGAACAUCGGUUGCGGCCAGCAUCUGCUGGCUCAGCUAGGACCCUUGAUGAAAAAUCUCCAUUUCUAAGUCAUAGUUCCCACAUAGGCCUCAAUUUUGAUGAGGAUGAGCGGAAGCCUUUGGAUGGAGUUUCAGGCCCUCGCCGAACAGUUGCAGAUGAAAGCUUUCGUGCUCAACCUAGUCGCAUGGCCGAGCAUAAGACAGAUAAUACUACGCCUGGUGCUAGAGUUGGUAGUAGUCCUUCAAUUCCUGUGUCUCAGCUAUCAACUGGUUCCACUGGUGGCUCUUAUGCAGGGAGGGUUGUUGAAGUGCAAAAUUCAAAGUUCAACAAUCAAACUUUAAGUGGUAGUCGCAGUUAUGGGUCAAGUUAUCCAGUUGUUGGUGGAAAUGCUGGGCAAGCAGUGGCUGGAUCACAUCCAAAUGCAUGGGGGAUAAGGAAGGAGGCUUCUAGUAUGAAAGAGCCUGCAUCUGCUGCAUGGUCAGCUCCAGAUGCCGAGACAAAGUUAGCCCAUGCCAGUGCUCUUGAGAAGGUCUCAUCUGGUCGGUGGAGCUCAAAACAACAAAUUAAUCCUCGAAAAGAUGCUGCAGUCCAUGGACUUCAUGAAACCGACGGGAAGUUUGAGUAUAAUUCUAGCAAUGCAUACAUUAGGAAAACCUAUAAUAGGUUAGAUGUAGCUGCUGACUCUGACUAUCAAGACAUUGGCUUGGUAAUGCAUGCUGAAAGAAGUCUAACUUUCGGAGAUGGGAUUCACAGUGGUGUAAAGGAGGUGCCGCAAGCUUAUGAGAGGACUAAAUCUGCCAUACGUAUGGAUUCAUAUGAGAAAAACGCUGCUGCUACUGCUAAUGGUUUCCUGUCUGUUCAGUCCUCUUUGAAACCUGUUGGGGCUGAGUUUCAGUCAACGUUAUCUUCAGAAUCAUCAGAAAGACCAAAGCUCAAAUUACUUCCAAGAUCAAAACCGUUGGAGAAUAUAGAAUCACCAAGUGAGCACAAGCAGAGAUAUGAGCAGACUAGUGAUAAUCUCCAUAUGGAGGAUAUCCAUGAAGUUAAAAAUGCUAUUGUUGGCGAUAGAGCUCCAGAGCGCCCAAAACUGAAUUUGAAGCCACGAUCACAAACCCAUGAGCAACUUGAAGGAAACACAGAAGUCAAAAGAGGGACUGUUUUUGGGGAAGCUCGCCCACGGGAAUUGGUUCUUAAGGCACGUGGGGUUGAAGAUGACUUAAACAACUAUGAGGGUCAACCUGUGUUGAGGGUGAAGGAAGUUUCUCCAAAGAGUGACACGUUCACGCAUGGAUCUUCUGCACGCUACAGUGAAAAAUCUGAAGGUAUUCCUACUGAUCAAAGGAUGGGUAAAUACUCUAACAGGCGAGAAAACCAGCUGGAUGUUGAGAGAAGCGAUUCACAUAGGAGGAACAGGCAAAACGAAAUUUGGAGAAAUAAUAAGGAUGCUGAGAAGCACCGCAAUCAGCAACCGAAACAGCUACAGGAUAGGGCUCCAUCUCCAGAGACGUGGCGAAAACCAAUUGAGCAUGGCAAGCCAGCACCGACUGAUGCCCCCAUACGAUAUGGGAAAGCAGCAUCUGCAGUUGAGCUGGCCCAGGCCUUUUCAAAAUCAGUAUCAGAUCCAACUGCUGCUGAUCGACUCUCUGGCCCUAGAGGCAUCCCUGGUCGCAACCAGAUGCCUUUUUCCAGACUUACGGGCCCAACACCGAGGCCUCAGAUCAAUGGUUACUGAAGUCGAGGCGAAGAGGUUGUGGGAGGAAGCCUGUGAAGCUUUACAUUGUGCGAGGCGCUUUUCUGUCAGCAUAAUUUGGAAGAAUUAAUGAAAUCUGGAGCUGUGCAACAUGGAGCCAGAUGCUUGCGCUUAUAAGAAGACCAAAGGACGUGAACCGAAUUGUUUUUAUGUUGUGCCCAUCAUAAAUUACUAUGCUUAGGGGAGUAAACUAAGUUGUUCAUGGAAUAAUUAUUAACUGAACAACACAUGGUCAACCAACGUGUGCUGAUUUAUCAUUCAGCUACUUUCCAACUUCUGUGCCAACUACUAAUCAUGGAGUUGAACAUGUUUGUGUUAAUGUUUUUGGUUAUUCAGCAGUUCAAGAGAAGCCCACACCCUGCCAUUUUUACGUUU
Salvia miltiorrhiza (redroot sage) is the source of this 2901-nucleotide messenger RNA. RefSeq lists its product as uncharacterized. The record is from RefSeq and is a predicted model, not a curated record. Gene Ontology annotation, molecular function: translation initiation factor activity; mRNA binding. Lineage: Eukaryota; Viridiplantae; Streptophyta; Magnoliopsida; Lamiales; Lamiaceae. The coding region runs from base 619 to 2508 and encodes 629 amino acids. The transcript has 6 exons.